Syngnathus acus (greater pipefish) is the source of this 1289-nucleotide messenger RNA. Its product is annotated as claudin-10-like. Gene Ontology annotation, cellular component: bicellular tight junction; plasma membrane. The record is from RefSeq and is a predicted model, not a curated record. The transcript has 5 exons. The coding region runs from base 388 to 1095 and encodes 235 amino acids. NCBI's taxonomy places the organism in Eukaryota, Metazoa, Chordata, Actinopteri, Syngnathiformes, Syngnathidae. Gene Ontology annotation, molecular function: structural molecule activity. Gene Ontology annotation, biological process: bicellular tight junction assembly; cell adhesion.
CGCCCUCGCCGUUGAGAGCUUCUGAGUACAAAUCUUUACUAAAGCUUGACUAAUUUGUAACGGUUCUAAAAAUUACGUAAACAGUCUAAUUUGCAACACAAGAUUCUCAGUGGUUAUUUAUUAGUCAGUCUGAACAUCCAAAGCCUCUUCUUUUAAUCUUAAACUACAUCGUCCAUAUGCGUGAAACGUUGGCAAGGGCUCGGAGGACCACAUGACAAAGCCUCAUGUUGAAGUUCAGGUCCAAAUUCCCUGUGGCAGAAUAGAAAAAUCUAUGACAUAUUAACCAACUUAGCGUUGCACAUCCUGGCAACUUUUCCAAGCGCCUGGGAACCAUUAAUCAAUCGUCGGCGCAAUCGACGGAGUCGGCGCAGAGUCAUUCGGAGCAGCAUGUAUCAGGAGAUUCUGGCCUUUGCGCUGGCCACCUCGGGAUGGAUCCUCGUGUCGUCCACCCUGCCGACAGACUACUGGAAGGUGUCCUCGCUGGAUGGGACGGUCAUUACCACGGCAACUUACUGGGCCAACCUGUGGAAGACAUGCGUCACCGAUUCCACCGGGGUGUCCAACUGCAAAGAUUUUCCCUCCAUGCUGGCGCUGGAUGGUUACAUCCAAGCUUGCAGAGGGCUGAUGAUUGCAGCGGUGUGUCUGGGCUUUUUUGGUACCGUCUUCGCCCUGGUGGGAAUGAAGUGUACCAAAAUUGGAGGAAGUGACAAGAGCAAAGCGCGGAUCGCCUGCUUCGCCGGUGUCAGCUUUAUCCUCAGCGGUCUGUGCUCACUCUCAGGUUGUUCCCUCUAUGCACAUCGCAUAACAUCGGAAUUUUUCAACCCAUUGUAUGUUGCACAAAAGUAUGAACUGGGAGCAGCACUCUUCAUUGGCUGGGCAGGUUCUGUGCUCUGUAUUCUUGGCGGAUGUGUGCUCUGCUUCUCGGUGGCAGACUGUAAGAAAAGCCAAACAAAUUAUGUCUACAAAGGCGCUGCCUCACAGUCGCAUAUCUCCUCCUACCAAAGAGGAAGAGGGCCGUCUGUGAGCCAGAGGCCGCUUCCUGAAAACAGCAGCUCCUCCAGGGCUCCUAACUUCGAUAAGAACAUAUACGUGUAAAUGAUGUGAAUAUUAAGAGACGCCGCGUGGUGGGUAAGAUAGUGUGGAAGAAAAGAUAACAUUGCACCGGAGGAAAGGUUUUUGUUGAGCACUAGGUGAAUUUAUUACUACAGUCAUAAUGAAAGGUCAUUGCGGUCCAAUGAAAAAUAGGUGUGUCGAAGUUCUUUGCAGUUUUCAAACACUACAGCAAAAAA